CUUACAUUUUGUAGAUUAGCGCAUUUUUGAUUCGAUAAAUCGUAAAUUUUGUUGCAGUAAUUGAUAUGAGCGACAUACCAAUUCCAAUAUGGCGUCAAAUCCGACAGAUGAAAAUGAUCUAGAAGGAAGACGGAAAAAACAUGAAAUUCUCAAAAUGUAUUAUGGAGUGGAGGGUGAUAAACCUGGAGCUUCGACUGUUGAUCCGUGUGAUAUCAAUGGAGCCCAUUUUAAACCUGAAAUAUACCUGAGUAAACUCAUACAUGAGAAACCACUGACAGAAUUAAUGGAUAAAGAAAAUGAUAUGGUUCGUCAGAUUAAAGCUCUCGAUAGUGACAUGCAGACAUUGGUUUAUGAGAAUUAUAACAAAUUUAUCAGUGCAACGGAUACAAUACGAAAGAUGAAGAAUGAUUUUAAGAAAAUGGAAGAUGAAAUGGACCAUUUAGCAACUAAUAUGGCUGCUAUUACAGAAUUUAGUGGUAAUAUUAGCAGUACUUUACAAGAUAGAAGACAACAAAUAACUAAAUUAGCUGGUGUACAUUCAUUGUUAAAAAAGCUCCAAUUUCUGUUUGAGUUACCAUCGCGGUUAAAAAAAUGUCUGGAUAUGAAAGCCUAUAGCCAAGCUGUCAGAUAUUAUACUAAAGCUAAGAGAGUUUUACAUCAGUAUCAACAUAUGCCGAGCUUUCAGGGUAUAAAUACAGAUUGUAAUAUGAUUAUAGAACAACUUAGACAACAAUUACGACAACAAUUCAAAGACAAAGAGUCUUCUCCUAAACAGUUAGCAGAAUGUGUUGAUUUGUUAUUAGAGUUAAAUGAACCACCAGAAACAUUAUGUGAUGAAUUUCUCUCCCAUGCAAGACAGAAGAUAGAUGAAGAUCUAGAUAUACUGGAUAGACAAAUAAAAUUACAAGCAGGGGAGAUAACUACCACAGAAUCUGAUCGACCAGCUCAAGCCUAUCUAAAUACACCUAUGGAUAUAUUAGAGUUUGUUAUAAAACUUGUUAUUUUAGGAUAUAUUAGAAUUUGUUGA
Messenger RNA from Patella vulgata (common limpet), 1027 nucleotides. RefSeq names its product vacuolar protein sorting-associated protein 51 homolog. Lineage: Eukaryota; Metazoa; Mollusca; Gastropoda; Patellidae. The transcript has 8 exons. Bases 89 to 1027 code for a protein of 312 amino acids. The record is from RefSeq and is a predicted model, not a curated record. Gene Ontology annotation, cellular component: EARP complex; GARP complex; membrane. Gene Ontology annotation, biological process: retrograde transport, endosome to Golgi; Golgi vesicle transport; lysosomal transport.